AUGGAUUUACCGCCAUCAUAUACCUGUGGUACGCUACGGAUGUCUGACAUCAGUACAAUUCUUAGCGUUGAUGAGCUGGCAAAAAAUGCAGAUUCAACGCCAACAAAUUGGCAAAAAUCUGUUUUUAUGGCACCCAGAGUUCGAAUACAACCUGGACCAAAAUGCUGCUGGUUCAGUCUUACAAAAGUGACAAUAAGUUGUGCAGCAACUGCCGGAAUAAUGGCUUUAUUAUUUGCUGGUUUUUUAACAUUUCGAAUAAUAUCUGCAUUGGUUACCUCUGGUGAUCUAUCUCCACACCUAAAAUUUUCUGGUGUAUUGGUAAUUACCGCAUUGAUCUAUUCAACGUUUGCUGCAAUUCUUAUAUAUGGCGUUAUUCGACGUCGGCAUCAAUAUAUGUUGCCGAUGAUAAUCAUGACGAUAUGUUUGACCAUUGCUUCAAUUGGAACUGUUGUAGCCAUAACGAUCAGUAUGUUUGAAAAUAUUCAGGAAGAAGUGCAAGAGCAUAAAACAGAGAAACAGUCUUCUGUGAUGCGAAUCGUUAUGUUCAGGUUAGUCCUAAUUGUUACGAUAGUAACAAAAAUUAUAUUCGCAAUAUGCUAUAUUCGAUGUUAUCGUCACAUCAAGAAAGCUGCCAAAAUGCAAACACCAAUUUUUGGUGCACCAUUGAUAAUGACUUAA
This is a messenger RNA of Enterobius vermicularis (human pinworm), 678 nucleotides long. NCBI's taxonomy places the organism in Eukaryota, Metazoa, Nematoda, Chromadorea, Rhabditida, Oxyuridae. The record is from the annotation of a GenBank genome assembly.